UAGCGGUAAACCUCUCGAGACCAAAACCGGAACUUCCGCCUUUAGUUAAAAUACCUUUGCACUCGAAAACAAUUACAAAUUCUUCAGAUUUUGUAAAUACUAAAAGAAAUGUACAAGCUGAAUGUGUCGUGAGAAACGCAUACCGGUAUGGGAAACCACGGGUCCAGCCAAGGUGGAAAAGGGCUGAUAGGAGAGCUAGCAGGUCUGUACCAACCAGCCUCACCCCUCAAGUUCCAUCUGAUCUGUGGCGACAAUGUGGAACUCAAUUCAGACGCCAGCAUUGCCAAGCGAGGCGACAGCUUCUGCAAAGCUAUAUGCUUCAGUAAUCGACCAAUUGCCAUCAACGAAAAAGUGUACAUCAAAUUUGCAGAGACAUCAAGUAGUUGGAGUGGUGUACUUCGGUUUGGAUUUACAAACAUUGACCCUGGAAGUUUGCGAGGGUCAGAUCUUCCACGUUAUGCUUGUCCAGACAUGACGAACAAACAGGGAAACUGGGCGAAGGCAUUGGCGGAAAGAUACGCUACACCAAAUAAUACCUUACACUUCUAUGUGACUCGUAAUGGUGAUGUGUUUUAUGGUGUGAAUGGAGAAGACGUAGGAUUAUUCUUCACAGGAGUAAACACACAGCUCCCUCUCUGGGCAUUGUUUGAUAUAUACGGCAAUACACUGGCGGUGGAAUUCGCAAAUCCAGAGCCAGUACGUCUAAACAACAUGGUGAUGUCUCCAACAAGCUCGUCAAGUUCUUCAGUCAGUGUAAACAGAGACCUUGCUUCAUCUUUGUCAUCGUUAUCAAUAAACAGUGCUCCUAAUACAGAGACACCUGCAGGCUUUCCAGCAGUACGUUACUAUGCAAAUUUGACUUUUACACCACUAAAGUGGCAUAUGCUCACUGGUAAAAAUGUCCAGUUAUCAGCUGAUCGUAUUGUGGCCACCCGCUCUCAGGACGAAUACUGUAAUGGCUAUGUAUUCUCAUCGCGGCCAUUGAAGUGUGGGGAGAAAAUAGUGAUACAGGUUCUGGGUGUGGACAGGUCCUAUGUUGGCGGACUCGGUGUCGGUUUGACGGCAUGUAAUCCAUCAAGAGUACAGCUUGACGACCUACCCGACGAUUCCGACCUGUUACUGGACCGACCCGAGUACUGGGUCGUAAAUAAAGAUGUGUGCAGAAGUCCAGAUGUGGGAGAUGAACUGUGUUUUCACUUAUCAAAUGAAGGAGAGCUGAAGUACUCUCGUAACAACCAGCGAGUUAGCACCCUACUUCAUGUAGACAGAACCUUGCCACUUUGGAUCUUCUUUGAUGUCUACGGAAACGUCCAGAAAAUACGCCCUUUGGGAACUACUGUCCACUUACCGCCUGUGCCACCCCGUCCCCGAUCCACCUCUUACCUAGGGGCUCAGAACUCCCUUACCGUCAUGUUACCUCCCAGGGAUCAACAACCACAAGCACAGAACCUGGCGAACAUGACCCACUCAAAUGUCGACCAAUCAGGAGUGCCAGCCAAUCAGAGUACACAGCCUCACAUGCUGCGAAGCUACAGCGUACCCGCAGCAACACUGGCUCAGAUGUCACCAGGACCGAUGGACAACGUCCAGAAACAACCUGUGUCAAUGCCUAAUACACCUAACGAUAAUGGCGACAGUGAGGUGCGCGAUGAAUGUACUGUGUGUUACGAGCGACAGGUGAAUGCAGCGCUCUACACGUGUGGACAUCUAUGCAUGUGCUUUGAAUGUGCAAUACAGGUGAAGCAGCGUAAAGGUGGCCUGUGUCCUAUAUGUCGACAGGAGAUUAAGGACGUCAUACGUAUCUAUAAAACAUGAUUUUGUCAUCAGACUAACCCCCCCCCCCCCCCCCAACCCUUCUACCUAGUCUUCAGUGUUCUCCAACUGAGUCCCAGUGUUCUCACAAUCAUCAUGCUUCAGCUUCUGUAGGAAACAAAAAGUCUCCUGAUGAAGGUUUCUUUAACUUGAAUAAGUGUUUUGGUGUAUUGAACAGGUGUUUGUAUAUCUAUUGAACAGGUGAUUUGACCUAUAAUUACAUUUUACCUGAAUCAUACUUUCGGCCAUACAUUAGGCCUUCGGAAACAAAUUAUUCUUAAAGUAAGUAAAUGUGUUCUCCUCUAAACUAGAUCAUUUUAGUGUUCCAUGUUAUUUACCAUUAUUGAGAUAUUUGUGAACGCUAAGUUUUAUCACAGGUUGGUGAUCAAAGUGCUUCAAUUUACAAAUUGAAAAUAUGUGUGGAUAUCUGAUAAGAUCAUCUUGAUGUUUAACAAAAUAACUGGUUUUAUAUUAAACCACACAUCGGUUUUUAUAAACGUUUUUAUUAUGAUAAUGGAAUACUUUCUACUAUGAAUAUUUUCACUUCCAUUUAUUUAGACAGUUCAUAUACCUAGAUAUGGUUGCUAACACCUGUACUGUAAAUAUAUAUCCUGAUACGGGAUACCUGUGGAUAAUGCGAGAGAUUUUAUCAUUUGUGUAACUGAUCAACAUUGAUUACCUCCCUUGGCUAUAAUCUGUGUAGGUUGCAGGCAUUUCAUUGUUAUUUUUUCAUUUAUUUAAUCAUUUUUUUUAUUAUUUAAUCUGUCUUGUUAUAAUUUAACAAAAUUUGAAACUUAAGUAAUUUGUCAUCUGUGAUAAUUUAACACAUUAAUCAUAUGUCAUACACUCACAGAGUAAUCUCCAGAUAUAUCAUGUACAUUAUUAUUCACUUUCCCACCUUUAUUCCCAUAUACAAUAUAUUCUUAUGCAACCUCAAAACCACUCACUGUCCUACUCCUCUCAUACACCCUCAAACCCACUCACUCUCCUACUCCCACACAUUCUCAUACACCCUCAAAACCACUCACUGUCCUACUCCCACACAUUCUCAUACACCCUCAAACACACUCACUGUCCUACUCCCACACAUUCUCAUACACCCUCAAACCCACUCACUGUCCUACUCCCACACAUUCUCAUACACCCUCAAACCCACUCACUGUCCUACACCCACACAUUCUCAUACACCCUCAAACCCACUCACUGUCCUACUCCCACACAUUCUCAUACACCCUCAAACCCACUCACUGUCCUUCUCCCACACAUUCUCAUACACCCUCAAACCCACUCACUGUCCUACUCCCACACAUUCUCAUACACCCUCAAACCCACUCACUCUCCUACUCCCACACAUUCUCAUACACCCUCAAACCCACUCACUGUCCUACUCCCACACAUUCUCAUACACCCUCAAACCCACUCACUGUCCUACUCCUACAC
Molecule: messenger RNA, 3252 nt
Organism: Pecten maximus
Lineage: Eukaryota; Metazoa; Mollusca; Bivalvia; Pectinida; Pectinidae
Product: protein neuralized-like
Exons: 5
Coding region: 148-1815 (555 amino acids)
Molecular function (GO): ubiquitin protein ligase activity
Source: RefSeq, a predicted model, not a curated record